Molecule: messenger RNA, 1762 nt
Organism: Doryrhamphus excisus (bluestripe pipefish)
Lineage: Eukaryota; Metazoa; Chordata; Actinopteri; Syngnathiformes; Syngnathidae
Source: RefSeq, a predicted model, not a curated record
UUGCUUACACCUGCCGUGUCAUUAAUAAUAUUGCCACACAACGUUCACUUCACACUUGCGAUUAUUGUGGACGUUUCCCGAAACUGCUCUACCUACCAUGCCCACUAAGGAUGUCACCAAGGAGCGUCUCGGUAAAUACAAGAACAAGGGGAAAGACCCGGCUAAACUCCAAGAAAAGAGGGUGUCUGAGUGCGUGGAGCUGCGGAAAGCCAAAAAGAAUGAGAACCUCAUGAAGAGACGACACAUUACUUUGUCCUCUCUGCCGGACGAGGAGACCCUCUCGCCAACUUACAUCCCCGACGACAAAGUCCCAACUUUAAGCAUUGAGGAAAUUAUAAAAGCUGUCAACUCUGACUGCAAGGAUGCUCAAACUCGAGGAUGCCAGGCUGCUAGAAAACUACUCUCUCAAGAGCGUGACCCUCCUCUGAAGGAGAUCAUAGACACUGGACUCCUGUCCCGCUUUGUGCUCUUCCUGGGUAUGGAUGAUGAGCCCGCGCUUCAGUUUGAAGCAGCUUGGGCUCUGACCAACAUCGCCUCUGGAACAUCUUGGCAUACGCAGCAGGUGGUAGAGCAUGGUGCUGUACCCAGCUUCAUUUCUUUGUUGGCUUCGCCAUUGUUGCACAUCAGUGAACAAGCUGUCUGGGCUCUUGGCAACAUUGCAGGUGAUGGCCCAGCAUAUAGAGACGUCCUCAUUGAAUGUAAUGUCAUUCCAGCCUUACUGGCACGUGUCGCUCCGGAUACCCCUGUAAGAUUUAGUUUUAUUGCACCAAAAAAUGUUUGGUGGCUGCCAUACAUCAUAUCUUGUCAUUUCCAGGUUGGAUAUCUGCGUAACCUCACAUGGACUUUGUCAAACUUGUGCAGAAAUAAAAAUCCAUUUCCACCCUUGUCUGCAGUCCAACAGGUGCUUCCUACUCUGAUCCAGUUUCUCCACCAUGGAGACAAGGACAUCCUGUCAGAUGCAUGCUGGGCAAUCUCCUACCUCACAGACGGUGACAAUGAUCGCAUUGAUAUAGUAGUGAGAACUGGCAUUGUCCAUCGGCUGGUGGAGCUCAUGAGCCAGAAGGAGCUGAGCGUCCUGACGCCUGCCCUUCGUGCCAUUGGAAACAUUGUGAGUGGCUCAGACCUGCAGACGCAGGCGGCCAUUGAUGCUGGAGUUCUUGGUGUCCUUCCCCAGCUAAUGAGGAACCCAAAGGCCAGUGUGCAGAAGGAAGCCGCAUGGGCAUUGUCAAACAUCGCAGCGGGGCCGUGUAAGCAAAUCCAGCAGCUAAUCACAUGUGGCCUGCUCCCCCCUCUGGUAGAAUUACUUAGAAAUGGAGAUUUCAAGACUCAAAGGGAGGCAGUGUGGGCAGUGACUAACAUUACCAGCGGGGGCACUGUGGAGCAGGUGGUCCAGUUGGUGCAUAGUGGGGCACUUGAGGCAAUCAUCAAUCUGCUGCAAGUAAAGGAUGCCAAAACUGUUCUGGUCAUAUUGGAUGCCAUCAACAACGUCUACAUGGCAGCAGAGAAGCUCGGCGAAAUCGAGAAACUAAGCCUGCUGGUUGAAGAGCUGGGAGGAAUGGAUCGCAUUGAAGGUCUGCAGAACCAUGAAAAUGAGAUGGUGUACCAGGCAGCACACAACCUCAUUGAAAAGUAUUUUAUGCAAGAUGAGAUUGAGGGGUUGAAAGUUGACACCAACGAAGAUGCCUUUUUAUUUAAUGACUCAGAGAUUCACAAGAAAUUUGAGUUUUAAACGAUUGCAAGAGUAAAACAUUUCAUACCAAAC